Messenger RNA from Jatropha curcas, 2080 nucleotides. RefSeq names its product U-box domain-containing protein 38. Gene Ontology annotation, molecular function: ubiquitin-protein transferase activity; protein binding. The record is from RefSeq and is a predicted model, not a curated record. NCBI's taxonomy places the organism in Eukaryota, Viridiplantae, Streptophyta, Magnoliopsida, Malpighiales, Euphorbiaceae. Gene Ontology annotation, biological process: protein ubiquitination.
GAACUCGAUGAGGUUUAAAUACUAAAGAAAAGUAGUAGCCACUAGCGGAGUGAAGAAAGUUCUUUGCUCUCCUCUCCUCUCCUCUCCUCUCCUUCUCUUGCCGUCGAAAAAUAAUAGUCAAAUCUUCCACCCUUUUAUCCAGACUCAGUCUUCUUCACCACCAUAUCUUCCGCUUUCGCUUACAGCAAAGCUUCCCUAAGUUUUCCUCUUUCUGCUUGUUGUCAAAGCUAUGGGAGGUAAUGGAAAGCACAGAUGGAAAAUCUCUUUCUAUCAUAGCUCUAAUUCCAAACCCAAACCAACUGAUCCUCCAGGAGAGUUUCUUUGCCCCAUUUCUGGGUCCCUAAUGUCCGACCCGGUUGUUGUUACCUCCGGCCAGACCUUCGAGAGACUUUCUGUUCAGGUUUGCCGUGACCUAGGUUUCGUUCCUCCUCUAGACGACAACUCUAUUCCGGAUUUCACUACUCUUAUCCCCAAUUUAGCCAUCAAAUCAACGAUUCUUAAAUGGUGUGAUACUUCCGGCGCCGAACACCCUCUCCCGCCCGAUCACAGCUCCGUCGAAAAAAUCGUCCGUAAGAAAAUGAUGGAAUCGAGAACUUCAAACCCUGAUAUUAGAGUUUCUGAAAGGGAGCUGCUGAAAGGCGUGGCGGAGAAUCCUCCGGUUUUAUUCUCGCACGCGGCAACCGAGUUGGCUCACCGACCCAACCAUUUCUACUCGAGCUCCUCUGAGGAAUCGGUGAUUGUUAACAAUGAAGCCGCUAGCCCGUUUACUCCGCUGCCGCUUGCGACUCGGCCAGCAUGUUAUACUUCGUCGUCUAACUCGUCAUCAGAAAUUGCAGAAGUCGAAACCCUAACCCUAUCACAGAAUCCUAAUCCUGCAGAUUCCGGUUCCAACUCUUCCCUACCUGAAGAAGAAGAGAUUAUGGUUAAGCUGAGAAGCACUGAAGUACACGAGCAAGAAGAAGCGGUAAUCGCGUUGAGAAAGCUUACCAGAGCCAGAGAGGAAAUCAGAAUUCCAAUCUGUACUCCUCGACUACUCAAGGCUCUCCGUUCCUUGAUUGCCUCGAGAUACUGCGUCGUGCAAACAAACGCUAUCGCUUCAUUGGUAAAUCUAUCGCUGGAGAAAGUGAACAAAAUUAAAAUCGUACGGUCAGGAUUUGUUCCUUUGUUGAUUGAUGUAUUGAAAGCGGGAUCCAGUGAACCGCAGGAACACGCCGCCGGUGCACUCUUCAGUUUAGCUUUAGAAGACGAUAACAAGAUGGCAAUUGGAGUAUUAGGCGCAUUACAACCAUUGAUGCACGGUUUAAGGGCUGAGAGUGAGCGAACUCGCCAGGACUCGGCUCUGGCUUUAUAUCAUUUGAGUCUCAUACAAAGCAAUCGAGUCAAGCUAGUGAAAUUCGGCGCUGUGCCUACACUACUCAGCAUGUUAAAAACGGGUGACUUGGCGAGUCGGUUGUUGCUAGUUUUAUGCAAUUUGGCUGCUUGCAACGAAGGGAGAUCGGCAAUGUUAGACGGAAAUGCGGUGGCGAUUUUGGUGGGAAUGCUGAAGGAGGAAAAUGAGCAGGCUGACUCAGAAGCGAUCCGGGAGAAUUGUGUAGCGGCAUUAUUUGCAUUGAGUCAUGGGAGCUUAAGAUUUAAAGGGCUGGCUAAGGAGGCAAGAGCAGUAGAGGCGUUGCGGGAAAUAGAAGAGAGAGGGAGCCAGAGAGCGAAGGAGAAAGCAAAGAAGAUUUUACAGAAGAUGAGAGGAAGAGGUGAGGAAGAUGAAGAGACUGAUUGGGAAGGGGCAUUGGAAUCUGGUGGACUAAGCCGGUCACGGUACCGAGUUGUUGCGGCGGGUAGAGAUCUUCAUUCCCCAAACUCGUCCAAUUUCUGAUCGUUGUAAAGUUAGUAAUUAUUUUUUUAUUAUUUAAGAUAGGAAAUGGAUGUGUUUUUAAUUUAAAUUUUUUCUUUUUGAGUUAUUAAUUGAUUGUAAUCAAGGUAGGGGGUUUUAAGGUUAUGACUUUAUGAGUUGUACAUGGAUAUAUGUAUUUUUGAAGAGUGAUUAAAGAACACAAGUCAGAAGAAACAUUUGGUUUUUGUUCAA